AGCAAAAAUAGCACAUAAUCAAUUCAAAACCCGAUCUUCGUCUCCGAUAAAAACACUCGCUUUCCUAAAACAACGAAACCCUAGAAUCGGAAAUCGAAUUCCUCAGAAAUCAUCGCCAUGGGGAACACCGAGAAAUUGAUGAACCAGAUCAUGGAGUUGAAGUUCACAUCAAAAUCGCUUCAACGCCAGUCCCGAAAGUGCGAGAAGGAAGAGAAGUCAGAGAAGCUCAAGAUCAAGAAGGCCAUGGAGAAAGGAAACAUUGACGGCGCUAGAAUCUACGCCGAGAACGCGAUCCGCAAGCGCACCGAGCAGAUGAACUACCUGCGGCUGGCGUCGCGGCUCGACGCCGUCGUUGCUCGGCUCGACACGCAGGCCAAGAUGACCACAAUCAACAAGUCCAUGGCGAACAUCGUUAAGUCUCUCGAGUCGUCCCUGGCCACCGGCAACCUCCAGAAGAUGUCGGAGACGAUGGAUCAGUUCGAGAAACAGUUUGUGAACAUGGAGGUCCAGGCGGAGUUCAUGGAGAGCGCCAUGGCUGGGUCCACCUCGUUGUCGACGCCGGAGGGCGAGGUCAACAGCCUGAUGCAGCAGGUGGCCGACGACUACGGGCUCGAGGUGUCGGUCGGGCUCCCGCAGCCGGCGGCGCACGCGGUGCCUGCCAAGGAGACCGAGAAGGUCGACGAGGACGAUCUCUCCAGACGCCUUGCCGAGCUUAAGGCUAGAGGUUAAAAUUUAUUUUUAAAGGGAAAUUGACCCAUGAUCAUGAGGAUUUCGUAUGCGCUAUGUAUUAUGUGAUUAUAUAUGUGAGUGAUUACUGCUGUUCACAAAAUUAGAACUUAUUAUGCGUGUAAAUUUGAUUGAGUUUAGCUUUCGCUCUGUUUUUUCUUUCAUACCAAUGACGUUAACUUUGUUGUGUGCUAGUGUUGAUGCCUUUUAACAUAUAAUUCCUGUCUAAGUU
Morus notabilis is the source of this 958-nucleotide messenger RNA. Its product is annotated as ESCRT-related protein CHMP1B. Lineage: Eukaryota; Viridiplantae; Streptophyta; Magnoliopsida; Rosales; Moraceae. Bases 118 to 729 code for a protein of 203 amino acids. Gene Ontology annotation, biological process: late endosome to vacuole transport; protein transport; endosome transport via multivesicular body sorting pathway. The transcript has a single exon. The record is from RefSeq and is a predicted model, not a curated record. Gene Ontology annotation, cellular component: ESCRT III complex; multivesicular body.